Molecule: messenger RNA, 1275 nt
Organism: Nerophis lumbriciformis (worm pipefish)
Lineage: Eukaryota; Metazoa; Chordata; Actinopteri; Syngnathiformes; Syngnathidae
Source: RefSeq, a predicted model, not a curated record
AUGUUGUACCUAGAGGAUUACCUGGAGAUGAUCGAGCAGCUUCCCAUGGAUCUUCGCGACAGGUUUACGGAAAUGAGAGAGAUGGACCUGCAGGUCCAAAACGCCACAGACCAGCUGGAGCAGAAGGUCACAGACUUCUUUGUCAACGCCAAGAAGAACAAACCCGAGUGGAGGGAGGAGCAGAUGGAGGUCAUCAAGAAGGAUUACUACAAAGCCCUGGAAGACGCGGACGAGAAAGUGCAAUUGGCCAAUCAGAUUUACGAUCUGGUGGACCGGCACCUGCGCAAACUGGACCAGGAGCUGGCCAAGUUCAAAAUGGAGCUGGAGGCCGACAACGCCGGCAUCACCGAGAUCCUGGAGAGACGCUCUCUGGAGAUGGACGGCCCGUCUCAGCCCGUCAACAACCAUCACGUCCACUCGCACGCCGCAGAGAAGAGGAAGUACAGCGCGUCCGCCCACCACACGACCGAACACGUCCCCGAGAAGAAGUUCAAGUCCGAGGCCUUACUGUCCACGCUGACGUCGGACGCCUGCAAGGAGAACGCGCAAGGUACGCCUUGCCGUACCAACAGCAACGCGUUGUCGUCCGCCAACAACGCGUACGCCGUCCACUCUUCGCAAGCUUUGACCUCGUACGGCCUGAGCCCUCUGCCGGCCGGGCCCGCGGCCGGAGCCGGCGCCAUCAGCAUGGCCGCCGCCCAGGCCGUGCAGGCCACCGCGCAGAUGAAGGAAGGUCGGCGGACGUCCAGCCUGAAGGCCAGUUACGAGGCCAUCAAGAACAACGACUUCCCGCUGAGCCGAGACUUUGCUCUUUCCCGCGAAGCUUCGCCGUACCCGUCUUCCGCGCUGGCGUCCACGCUGACGCAGACGCCGGCGCCGGCCGCCGCCAACUCCGUUAACUCGGACUCCCGGGGCCGCAAGUCCAAGAGCGGCGUCAAGUCUUCCAAUCACCAGUCCUCUUCGUCCUCGUCCUCCUCGUCGCUGUCGUCGUGCUCCUCGUCUUCCGCUUUGGCUCAGGAACUGUCGCAGCAGGCGUCGGCGCUGCCCGAGGCGGAGGCCGGCGGCCAGGUGGACUGGACCUACGACCCCAACGAGCCGCGCUACUGCAUCUGCAACCAGGUGUCGUACGGGGAGAUGGUGGGUUGCGACAACACGGACUGCCCCAUCGAGUGGUUCCACUACGGCUGCGUGGGCCUGAGCGAAGCCCCCAAAGGCAAAUGGUACUGCCCCCAGUGCACGGCCGCCAUGAAACGACGCGGGAGCAGACACAAGUAG